AUGAGAUUCGAUUGUAUUGAACGACGAUUUGCACAUGCAUUCGGCCUUUAUAGCGGAGUCGUUGUGCGACAUCCUCUGCCAUUCCUCAUCGUUCCCCUCAUUAUUACAUUGGCGCUCUCGACAGGAUUAACGAGGCAUGAGCAGGCUUUUAUGAAGGAUGAGCUCGAACUGUAUACACCAACAGAUGCUCAAGCUCGAAAAGAGUUGCAGCAGCUUGAUGAGCUGUUUCACAUCAAUGAUUCAGAUCCAUUUUAUGCAACCAGGAGGUAUGAUAUUCGAAGAGCUGGCUAUAUAAUUGUAACGCAUCGUGACGAAGAAAGCGAUAUUCUGAAUCCUCUCGUGAUGCACGCCGCCAUGCAACUCUGGAGCAUCGUGCAGUCGAUAACCGUUGAAGACGAAGAGGACCAUCGUAUCAAUUACCCAUCGAUUUGUGUGAAGUUCCCGAUUCCGCCCGAGUUCAGCAAAGCGCUUCAUUCGCUGUUCGCUCCCAACAUGACAGCACCUGACGAAAUAUGCGUCUCGAAUCCGCUCGUCGAGAUAUUCAAGCUUCUUCUCGUUUCGGAUCGAUCAUUUUUGAAUCGCUCGAUCGAUGAGAUGACACUCAGCCAGAUUUCCGAUGCGAUCCAAUUCGAUAGUGGUGGAAUGACCCAUUUACUUGGAGGUGUCACGUUGGAUGAAGAAAAGCGAAUUGCAGGAGCAAAGGCUAUGCUAUUACCAUAUGCUCUUCGACAUUCAUCAGAAAACGAAGAUUGGGUGGCUGAAAAAUGGGAAAUUCGUCUCGCUGAUUUCCUUCUUCAGUACGAUUCGCCGAUCAUUCGAGCCAGUUGGUGGACAUAUGAAACACUGGCCGCCGAAUCAGCGCGAGAUCGAAAUCAACUCAUCAAUAUGCUGUUUCCAUGCUUUAUUUGUGUCUCGAUCUACACUAUUGCGUGUUGCUGUGUCUUCUCAUGGCGACGUUCUCGACCGUGGCUGGCGAUUGGCGGUGUUGUUUCGGCGGCAAUGGCGAUCGCCUCGGGAAUCGGAGCGCUCCUUCUGCUCGGCUAUGGAAUGACGAGUGUCGCUUAUUCGAUGCCGUUCAUCGUUUUCUCGGUCGGUGUUGACAAUGUGUUCAUUUUGCUUUCGGCAUGGCGAUCAACUCCAUCUUCGGCAUCAUUCGAACAACGAAUGGAAGAAACAUUUGCCGAUGCCGCUGUCUCGAUCACCGUCACUUCUCUCACUGAUCUCAUCUCGUUCGGCGUCGGAUGUGCCACGCCAUUCCCAAGUGUUCAGAUGUUCUGCUGCUAUGCCGUUGCGGCUGUCAUUUUCACAUACAUCUAUCAGCUCACAUUCUUCGCAGCGGUCAUGGUGUAUACGAAUAGAAGAGAAGUAUCCAAUCGUCAUUGUCUUCUCUUCUAUAAACUCGACAAGGGAAAAGAUAAAUGGGCGGCUGAAAAAGCGGCUCAAGAAGAUCGAAGUUUUGAAAAGAACAGCGUGAUUUCGCAAUUUUUCCGCACCGUUUACUCAGAUUUUCUUCUCAACCAUAUGGUCCGAAUUGUGAUUUUAACAUUAUUCGUCACUUAUCUCGCCGUUGCCUCUUAUGGAUGCACAAAAGUCAAACUUGGUCUAGAGCCAAAUGAUUUGUUGCCGGAUAACUCGUAUGGAAAACGAACAUUGGAAAUGGCCGAGAAAUACUUUUCAGAUUACGGAAGUUCGCUUCACGUGUGGAUGUACAAUCUAUCAACGAUUGAUGUUGCUCCGCGUCGAAUAUGGAAUGUUCUCGAAAAAGAGAUUCAAUUGUAUGAGCACACCGAGUUCACAUCAGGCAGCGAUUCAUGGCUUCGCACAUUUCUCGCGUUUGUCAAACAAGCCGGCCUAUUAAUCACGCCAGAGAAUUUCGUUUAUAUUCUCAAAAAUGUGUUCCUAUCGCAACCACAGUUCGCCAAAUACAAUCGAGAUGUCGUGUUCACAGUCGAAGGCGAAUAUUUGGAAGCAUCGCGUAUUCCUGUUCAGCUUAGACACGUCGGCUCGGCGAAUCAGUCGCGUGCGAUGAGAUUAUUCCGAAGACUUGCCGAGACCAGCGAACUACCCACCGGCGUCUAUGCCGACUUCUUCCAAUUCGCCGAACAAUACAAUGCGGUUCUGCCCGGCACACUUUCGUCGAUCGCGUAUGCGGGAGUCGCUGUGGUCGCCGUUUCUCUGAUUCUCAUUCCGGAGCCGAUCGCUAGUUUAUGGGUUUCAUUCUCGAUUGUUUCUAUCAAUGUUGGCAUUUUGGGAUUCAUGACAUUCUGGUCCGUUCGCCUCGAUUUCAUCUCAAUGGUCACAAUCGUGAUGUCGAUUGGCUUUUGCGUUGAUUUCGCCGCUCAUUUGGCUUACAACUUCGCAAAAGGCGAGAAUCUCGACGCUGAUGAGAGAAUGAGGAAUGCUUUAUACGCUGUUGGAGCACCGAUUCUCAUGUCGGCUUCAUCUACAAUUCUCGGCGUCUCAUUCAUGGCUUCUGCGGAGUCUUAUGUAUUUAGAAGUUUUCUGAAAACGAUUAUUCUCGUCAUUCUUCUUGGGGCACUUCACGGACUUGUCAUUCUUCCCGUUCUUCUGUCGAUGUUUUAUUGUGGCGGAGAAUCGAAGAAAACGAAAAAGCAUUUAGAGGAAAUCGAUAAGAAAUUGGCAGCCCAAUACAACAAUCCAGCACAUCGAACGGCUUCGAUCCAAUAUUUGAGUAAUCCGGAUCUUUAUAAUACACCCAAGGUUCCAUCUCCACCUGAGCCCGAGUUCUCAUUGAGCACUCUCAAUUUCCCGAAGACGACAACGAAUCAGCAGAGUCUAUUCCGCGGACAAUCCAAACAGGGCUCUCGGCCACCCAAGUACGAAGAGCAAGAUCCUGCUCCGCCUGUGCUCAACACCUUCGCUCCAUCGAUUCUUCCGAUGCGCGCCAAACUCAAAUACACUUCGAAUGAGCCGCGAACACCCGACAUGUACUAUCCCGCAUAG
Molecule: messenger RNA, 2964 nt
Organism: Caenorhabditis bovis
Lineage: Eukaryota; Metazoa; Nematoda; Chromadorea; Rhabditida; Rhabditidae
Source: the annotation of a GenBank genome assembly